Messenger RNA from Physella acuta, 1037 nucleotides. RefSeq lists its product as uncharacterized. The record is from RefSeq and is a predicted model, not a curated record. NCBI's taxonomy places the organism in Eukaryota, Metazoa, Mollusca, Gastropoda, Physidae. Gene Ontology annotation, molecular function: protein binding.
CACUCCGGCUUUUUAAUGCAGCAGAACAAACCUUGUAACGAAGAUGGACUUGGGUUUGGCAUUUGAUGAUGAAGAUCUUGAAUUUGUGAAAAAGAAAGAUAAAGAAGGCCGAGCUGGGACGUACUGCGCAAGGAUGUUAAAACCAAUUUGGUUUGAUUCAGUUCUGGAGUCACAUUUAAAAGGCUCCCCAUGUGCAACAGAUUUAGACCCUGAGCAAGUCCCUCAUACAUUUAAGAUGAGUGGUGAUUACCACUACCAUCAACAAAAUUUUGAUAAAGCAGCUGAACAGUAUCUGGCAUCUUUGGAUAUAUUGCCCCAUAACUAUGUAGCAGUACGCCAGGAUAUCACUGAAUCACUGUGUCGGUGUUACAUUUAUUCUGGCCAUACAGAAAAAAGUUUGCAGUUGGCUAGAAAUUUGGUGAAGGAAUUGAUGAAAGAAGACGUUGCCCACCAAAGACAGUCAUUAAUAUUAUUGUGUACAGUGUGUGAAUUAGCAGAAAGGUGGGAAGAAUGUGUAGAGUGUCUAGAAAAAUUGUGUUUGAUGCAGCCUUAUUAUGCUCAUUUUUGGAACCAACUGGGAGAUGCUUACCUAAAGCUGCUGGAGCAUUCAGAUUCAAGUCUGAUCAAUGAUGAUGAAUCAGCUAGAAAAUAUCACAUUAAAAGACUUACUUGCUACAUCAGAGCUAAACUUCUACACCAGGCAAUUAUUGGGACUGCUAGCUGUUUUAUCCGACUAAGGAAUGUCAGUUUAAUAGACAAGCUUGAAAAUAAAAUUAAUACCAUUCCUUGUUCACCUGAGGAAAAAGUUCUUGCCACAGAGUUUACCCAGCAAGAAAUUGAGACACAAGGAAUUGAUUCAAAAGACUCAGUGGAAGAAAAUUGUUUACCAGAAACUGUUUUAGCAGAAUCUAAAAACAACACAACACACUCAGAUCUGUUUUAUCAAAGAUUCUGCUCUUGGUGCCCCAGUACAACUUCUCAAGAAAUACCUAAUACUUAAAACUUCAAUAAAUUUAUUGUAAUAGUUCUUUCAAGAA